Molecule: messenger RNA, 4905 nt
Organism: Lepisosteus oculatus (spotted gar)
Lineage: Eukaryota; Metazoa; Chordata; Actinopteri; Semionotiformes; Lepisosteidae
Gene: egln1a
Product: egl-9 family hypoxia-inducible factor 1a
Biological process (GO): peptidyl-proline hydroxylation to 4-hydroxy-L-proline; cellular response to hypoxia
Cellular component (GO): cytoplasm; nucleus
Molecular function (GO): ferrous iron binding; peptidyl-proline 4-dioxygenase activity; L-ascorbic acid binding
Source: RefSeq, a predicted model, not a curated record
CUUUCAAGGGUCCCAAGAUGCUCUUGGCACCGUUAGAUCACACAAAACACAGAUACUUCCCGCAAACGUAACACCUUCAGGGUGUGUGUUUAAAUGCGUUAUUUCUUCUUUGUAAGCACUGCCUGAUCAAUAAUUGCUGUAGAAGAUGGCAAAAUCGGCAAAUCCCGGAUUUCUGAUGGGUCACGAAGAAUACAUGCAAUGGCAGAGUAUUUCGAAGAAUAGGGAAACGCGCGCUGCGCGUCGCGUGUCGUAAAUGCCAGAUCUCCACAGAAAAAACUACGUCUUUAAAUAAGCGCUCGGCAGUUCUGACAGCAGCGGCUGGGUGGCGCUCCAGGGACGAGCCCCUAAUUUCAAGGCUUCAGUUCUGAGGAAACCCAGAACAGAUUUAGUUGUUUCCCCCCCUCGGCAUUGUGACGUCGCUGUGUCUGGAAUUCUGAGGCACAGAGGCGAACGCGUUCCGAAGCGCGUCGGAGCGGCCGCAGGUGUCACGGUUCCGAAACCGCCUACGGGCUGGGCACCCGAUUUGUCUGGGCGACUUGACAACGCCGCGGACUGCACACAGACACGCACGCCUCCCCGGCCGCACUCCACUGCUGGGGUUCUUGUGAAUGGCUCUAGGCGGGCCCUGCCCUUCCCUCGUUGACGUCAGGGGUUGGGGUUGGUUAGGGACGACGUGAGGAGCGGAGAAAGAGCGCGGCGCCAUGUGUCUCUGGGAGACUGGCGCUCUGAGACCAGGGGCAUUUCGGAGUGCAGAGGGAGUGCGCCAUGUGCCGUCUGCACUGUCCGGUAUUCGCCCUCCAGUAACCCGCAGAGGGUAACGCAGCGUGGGUGAUGAAAGUGCGUCGCGCCGAAGCGGAGGGAGCAGGUUUUCCUUUGGGCUUGUUUGCGGCGGCGGCGGAUCCCUACCAAACUUGUACUGCGCCGCCGGGGCGAGGGGCAGCGCUGGAUUUAAAGGGCCAGUAGCCGCCGCUGAACUUCGCAGCCAUGGCGAGCGAGGAGGGCACGCUGUCGGACCUGGAGCGGGACCGGCAGUACUGCGAGCUCUGCGGGAAGAUGGAGAACCUGCUGAAGUGCGGGCGCUGCCGAUCCUCCUUCUACUGCAGCAGGGAACACCAGAAGCAGGACUGGAAGAAGCACAAGCUGGUGUGCAAGGAGGCGGGGAAAGCGCCGAGCCCGUCGCAGCCGGAGAAGAACCGGGCGGUCCGAGACGGGAAAGGAGCACAGCCGCCGCAGAAGGCCCGCCCCGGGCCGGACACGCCGGCUUCCCAGAGCCCGGCGGACACGGGGCCUCCGGAGAGGGAAGGGACGACGGAUCAUAUCAACUGCGCGGACGAGCCGGGUGGCAUCGCCAACAACAAGCAAGCCGGGGACGGGAUUCACAAUAACAUUAAGCCCAACGGUCAGACGAAAGCCCAGCCUCAGAAGCUGGCCAUGGAGUACAUCGUGCCCUGCAUGAACAAGCACGGCAUCUGUGUGGUGGACAAUUUCCUCGGGGAAGAGGUUGGACUGCGCAUCCUGGAGGACGUCAGAGCCCUCCACCAGACCGGCAAGUUCACGGACGGCCAGCUGGUCAGCCAGCGGAGCGACUCCUCCAGGGACAUCCGGGGCGACAAAAUCGCGUGGAUCGAGGGGAAGGAGCCCGGCUGUGAGAAGAUAGCCUUUCUCAUGAGCCGCAUGGACGAUCUGGUCAGACACUGUAAUGGUAAACUGGGAAACUACCAAAUAAACGGGAGGACGAAAGCGAUGGUGGCCUGCUACCCAGGCAACGGAACAGGAUACGUGCGGCACGUCGAUAACCCGAACGGUGAUGGGAGAUGCGUAACUUGUAUAUAUUAUCUUAAUAAAAAUUGGGAUGCCAAGGAACAUGGGGGUCUGCUCCGAAUAUUCCCGGAAGGCAAAGCACAGUUUGCCGACAUCGAGCCCAAGUUUGACCGGCUGCUCUUCUUCUGGUCCGAUCGGCGCAAUCCUCAUGAAGUCCAGCCAGCUUAUGCCACGAGGUAUGCCAUAACAGUGUGGUAUUUUGACGCAGAUGAAAGAGCUCGGGCUAAAGAAAAAUACUUAACAGGGGCAGGAGAAAAGGGAGUGAAGGUUGAGCUGAAUAAACCCCCAGACACGAGUUUCUGAGAAGCUGAAGAGGUCGACUGCAGGCCCCGGCUUCUCGCUGCCAGGAGAGAGUGAGGCGAUUCGCUGUGAAAAGCGGGAAGAAGCAGCUCCUCUGCCGUCUCCACUUUCCCGUUGAACAUGGCUGACCUUGAAUGUUUCGGCAUUGCACUGUGAGGACUGAAGUUUCCGUGUCUUUGGUUUUGCUUUCUGUGAAAAACACUGACGUUAAAGCAAUCACAGAACUCUCUUAUUUGCUUGAUGCAAAUGAAAACUAUUAUAUAUGUAAAGGCUGGGUAUUGAUCAGAGCACAUUGAGCAGCACAGUGCAUUUUAUCUCUGGUGUUUACUGUCACAUUUAGAUUUCUUGGUAACUGUAUAAACAUGAAAGGUACAACAUACUGGAUUUUCUUUGGAAUGAUAACCUGUAUUCAUGGAAGGAGUUCAUCUAUACUCCUAAGGUUUGCCUAAAGUGAGAGCUAAUCAUAAUCCCAUUACAAGUAUUUAUUGAGUUGCUUAAGUACACAGAUGGGGUGCUUCAGUUGCUAGCCUGUAUGGAUUGUGACGCUCUUUUCUUUCACUGGCUGUUGCUUGGUAACUUGACAUGGUGUUUGAGAUCUGCAAGCUUCACUACAUCAGUGAGGAUCUCUCGAUUGUCCGAACUGUAUCUUAAACCACGACAAAUACCAGCGCAUUCACUUUUCUAUAUGUGACUCUGCUUUAUAAAUGCUUUCCAAGUCUCUUCUAAGACUGUAAACUAAUAGGCAUAUUAUCUCCCUUUUCUGAAUGGAAAAGUUGGUCCUGAACCCCUGUUCUUUGUAGACGUUCAGGAGGUUAAUUCUGAACGUUCUAGGUUUCACUCCCAAGAAGAGACAAGGUCUUUUUUUUUUUAACUGUGAGACUGUAAAUUGUAAAGUGCUGCAGUUUUGCAAGCUGUUGUGGUAUGAACACCCAAAAUUUCAUAAUGCAGUAGAUCGUUUUCACCUGCAGGUCAUCUGUACAACAGCACAGAACUGACCUUUCAGAGCUAACUAGUAGAGCAUUGAUUGGCCACUUGGGGAGGAACCAAAGAAGGUUGAUGUCUUGGGAAGAAGCACUUUCUUCUGUGCAAGAACAUUGAUGACAUUUUGUGAUCCUCACAGAAUACACACUGAAUACUGUGAGCAGUGAAUGAGAUCCCAGACCUUCUAUACAUUUUAUUGUAAUCAAGGGGGUGCUGGCAGAUAAGUGAGGUUUCCAGCAUUGUCCAAACCUUCCCCUUUAGUCCAGUUAGACUCUGGGCACGCUCACGCAACACUAAACUCUCCCUAGAGGGGAAGAAGAGCUGAAAGCCUUCUCCCAAGAGAAAUAAAGACUUCGUUAUGGGCUGAUGUAUUAGUCUGUCCACAGGGAAGCUCACUACAACCACCCAAAACACAGAUCUCAAAACAAGGGCUUUAACCCUGUCUAGCCAGCUGAGCCCUAUUCACUCAGGAUUCAGAUCAUGCCUGUUUGGCUCGCUGUCACCAGACAGGAGUGCAGUGCUUUUCACUUUCACAGAGGCCCUGGAAAUUGUACUGCUCCUCAGACUACUGGCCUUGAUUGUGCUAAAUGCUAAAAUAACAUCAGAAAAUAAUCAUAAAAUGGCAUUUUAAGUUUUAAAUUCAAAGUCUCUAAUUUAUUCCAUUAUACCCAGAUGUGUUCUUAUUCUCCAACAACAAUCUCCUAAUCAGAUUUUUUUACAUGCAGAAGAAAGAAGAAAAACUUGGGUUAUUCCGAUUAUUUUUUCCUUUUUCGCAAAGUUAAUUAGUCCAUUUAAUGUUUCAAUGUUUGUUUUAACCUAUAACCUGUGCUGACUUUUACAGCUUUUUUGUAACGUCUUUGCUACUAAUCUUGAAAGAACGCGUAUGUACUUUACUAAUGUGAGCAGAUGCCAGAAACAAUUCUCAUUUAAAAAUACAGCUGUUUGUGUACUUCCUACCUGAAAAAGGUGAUGUGAAAGUUGAUUUUCCCAGGUUGCUCAGUGAGUGAGGAGUAAGGAUGUUCUCUGUAUGCAUAAAGAAAAGAUGGAGGACCUCACUGUUUAAUAACAGCACAGCUCAUUGCCAGAAACUGGCUUUGUGGGAUUUAGGAGUCAUAAGAAUGAGCCUUUCUGCUUUGAGCUGCCUUCAGUGUGCAGUGUGACAAUUGUCUUUACUCUGCCAUUGAAAGGUGACCCAUAACAAAGGAUGUUUCAGCGUUUGCCUUGAAGUCUACACAAAUGCGUCUCGUUCAGAGUAACAUGCGCUAAAGUACGUAAAAUGUGAUCAGGAGGGUGAGUUGCAACAUCCAAGGAAACCCUAUGGCAAGAGGUAAUUACUUUCUAUGGACACUGUGCGAAAUCCAUCUCAGUGUUUUGGAUUUUUGCUUUCUUCUGAGGGUCCUACUGGACUUAUGCUGCUCAGCAUGUCUGGUCAGGCACCUGUGUUAUGAGAUCAGUUACUUUAUUGUCUAGUCACUCAUUAAAGGCACACGGGUACCAUUCUCCAUUACACCAGGUUUAAAAGAACUUCAUCGUGAAAGGAGAGUCAGUCAGCCUCAGAAUUUUGUCAUCACUAUAACACUGAUUUUAGUACAAACGCUUCCUCCAGUAGAAAAUCAUAAUGUAAGCUAAUGGCAUAAUGCGAUAUCUCGACCUGCAUGAAGAGAUAUGGGUUUGCUUUUUUUUGUAUAUAAAUCAAUGUGAUAUAAAAUACAGUGUUAAUGAUGAAAUGACUGUCAGUUUGCUUGAUAAAUUAAAAAUCCAAAUCCAAAUGUUUUCAAUAAACACAUAGAAGCCUUGUGUAUG